CUCACCGCCGCAGUAGCGCCUGGGGCGCGAGUGGCGGCCGAAGGCAGGUGGUAGGGCGUGCGGGCCUGCGGGCACGCGCGCGUGCUGGCAACUGAGGUCCCUCGGGAAGCAGGGGAGCUCCCGACACCGCCCCGCACGCGCCGUCCGGUAGCCGGCGGCGCGCGCGAGGGCGGGGGAGGGGCGUGCGUGUGUGCGCGUGAGUGUGUGUGUGGCUUCGUGCGGAGCGCGAGCCGUCAGUGCCCGGGUACGAGUUCCCUCGCGGUCUUCCACAUCCUCCGUCGGUCCCCGCUCCUUCCCCCACGACCCUCCAGUACCCCCACGGUCGCGAAACGAGCAAGAGCAUUAGGGAGUAGGUGUGGGGGGGCGGGAGGGGUCGCAGCAGACAAAAGGGGCGCGGGGGUCAGCCCGCCAUGGCCUCCCGGAGCCUAGGGGGCCUGAGCGGGAGCCGCGGCGGGGGCGGCGGCGGCGGCGGCAAGAAGAGCCUGAGCGCCCGCAAUGCUGCGGUGGAGAGGAGGAACCUCAUCACGGUGUGCAGGUUUUCUGUGAAGACCCUGAUUGAUCGGUCCUGCUUUGAGACAAUUGAUGAUUCUUCUCCUGAAUUUAACAAUUUUGCAGCUAUUUUGGAACAGAUUCUAAGUCACCGGCUAAAAGAGAUAUCCCAAAGUUGCAGAUGGCUGGCUCAUCUCCAAAUACCUCUUCAAGGUCAAGUAACCUGGUUUGGUUAUGAAAGUCCUCGUAGCUUCUGGGACUAUAUCAGAGUGGCUUGCCGGAAAGUUUCACAGAAUUGUAUCUGCAGCAUUGAAAAUAUGGAAAAUGUCAGUUCCUCUAGAGCUAAGGGUAGAGCCUGGAUCAGAGUAGCACUCAUGGAAAAGCAUUUAUCUGAAUACAUCUCUACAGCUCUGAGAGACUUCAAAACAACCAGGCGAUUUUAUGAAGAUGGAGCAAUUGUCUUGGGUGAGGAAGCAAAUAUGCUUGCUGGCAUGCUGCUUGGACUCAAUGCUAUUGAUUUCAGCUUCUGCCUUAAGGGAGAAGGACUGGAUGGAAACUUUCCUGCGGUAAUAGACUACACACCAUAUUUGAAGUUUACCCAAAGUUCUGACAGCAUCAGCAGUGACGAGGAAGAGCUGAGGACUUUGGGAAGCAGUGGUAGUGAAAGCAGCACUCCAGAGAAUGUCGGGCCUCCUUUCAUCAUGGAUGAGAAUAGUUGGUUCAACAAGUGUAAGAGAGUUAAACAAAAGUAUCAGCUAACCCUGGAACAGAAGGGUUAUCUUGAAGAACUCUUACGACUUCGAGAGAACCAGCUGUCUGAAUCUGUCUCCCAGAAUAAAAUACUACUUCAAAGGAUUGAAGAUUCUGAUCUGGCCCAUAAAUUGGAAAAGGAACAAUUAGAAUAUAUAAUUGUGGAGCUUCAAGAUCAGUUGACUGUGCUAAAGAAUAAUGAUUUAAGAUCAAGACAAGAGUUAACUGCCCACCUCACCAACCAGUGGCCUUCCCCAGGAGCUCUGGAUGUCAAUGCUGUUGCCUUGGAUACGUUGCUUUACCGAAAACACAAUAAACAGUGGUAUGAAAAAAGUUAUCAAAGUCUUGACCAGUUAUCAGCUGAAGUCAGCCUUUCUCAGACGUCACUGGAUCCAGGUCAGUCACAAGAAGGAGAUGGGAAACAAGACACAUUAAAUUUAAUCAGCGAAGGUAAAGAAGACACUCCCUCAUUACUCGGUCUCUGUGGCUCUCUAACAUCAGUGGCGAGUUACAAAUCUCUAACAAGUCUCAAAUCUAAUGACUACCUUGCAAGUCCCACAACAGAGAUGACGAGUCCAGGCCUAACUCCAUCCUGAAAAAUUUUAUGUCAAAGCCAGAAGUUUUUAUGUUGCAAAUGUUCUAUUUACAUAAGUUUGACUGCUGGGAAAACCUUUGGGAUUUUAUAUUGUUCGGGCACAUGUCUGGAAUUCUAUUGCUUCAAUUAGAGAAUUCAGUCCACUCCAUGUGCCCUUCUGAGUGAAAAUGAUCCUGCCAUUUUAAGAUUCUUAUAUUUGUCACUGAGGAAGUUUAAAAAUAAAUAGGCUUAAAAAACUUUCAAAUAUCCUCUAAAUUAAUAGUCCAUUGCAAAUUGUGAUGUAUAUUUAUUAUUCAGCUGAUUUUCAUGUAUUUAAAUGUACCAUAAUUGCCAGAGGCUGAAUUCAAGGUUUUAUUCCAGAGACAUAAGCUAAGUAUUUUCUUUUACUCUUUUAUUCAGUGAUUAUUUUCUAAAAAUGACAAUUUCAUUUUUCAUUCAUUUCUUCCUAGGUUCUGAUGUUUAAAUGCCUUGUUUUUCACAGAAGGAGGCGGUUCUCAGCUGGUUUCAUAGUGGCUUACUCAGUUUUUCUUUAACAGUUAUCAUUUGGUACAACAUUCCAUUAACAUUUUAUAAAUUUUGUAGGAAUAUGUCUUUAGGCCAUUACUAAAUUUGUCAGGGUCAUAGGGAAAGUAUUUUACACCAUUUUGGUAAAAUGAAUAAAUUGU
Molecule: messenger RNA, 2499 nt
Organism: Ailuropoda melanoleuca (giant panda)
Lineage: Eukaryota; Metazoa; Chordata; Mammalia; Carnivora; Ursidae
Gene: RUNDC3B
Product: RUN domain containing 3B
Exons: 12
Coding region: 411-1835 (474 amino acids)
Source: RefSeq, a predicted model, not a curated record